Brassicogethes aeneus is the source of this 1793-nucleotide messenger RNA. NCBI's taxonomy places the organism in Eukaryota, Metazoa, Arthropoda, Insecta, Coleoptera, Nitidulidae. The record is from the annotation of a GenBank genome assembly.
CCUCUUGUGUAUCUUUGAACUCCCCCAAAAUUUCCCCAUAUAUUUUAUCAUGUUCCUCACUCUCAAUUUGCUUUAGAAAGUCUUUUUUAUCAACACUGUAAUUUUCUGGAAGCCAUCCAUCUAACGCCUUUAUAAUAUCGUCGGCUUCAUACAAAUCUUUUUUAAUUUUGCCAGAGCUCUUUAGAUCAACAUAACAUCUGGACGAAUUGUGCAUGUAAUAAAUGUCGAUAGACAGUGAUCUGUACCCGAAAAUUGAUUCGCUAAAAAUAAUAUUUUAGUACUUAUCUAUACAUAAGUAAUCGAGGUAGUUUUAAUGUUUUUACCUUUCUCCAAACACCUGAUGGGCCAUAAAAGGCUUGAAUUGCCCAUCCUUUUUACCAAUAUCAUCUGCAUCAUAAACUGCAACGAAAUUUACAUGCCAUUAGCAUAAAAACACAAAUAAAAAAAUACUCGUUACCGAUUUUGAAAGUAACCACAUUAACAGCCUGUUUUUUGUACAUUAUCAAUUCACUGUCAGUUUCCUCUUCAUUUAAACGACUUAAGGUCGCUUCUGAGCUCGUUUCUGCCAUCUUAUGAACGUUGUUUUUAGUGAAAUUACUUGAAAUCUCUGGUUAAAAAAGACGACUCCGUCUUACAAGAAAUGGCGCGUACUUAAAUGUCAAAUUUGCUGUCAAAAAUCCUGACCAUAGACAUAUAAAAAAGUUGAAUGUAAGUUAGUUAUAGAAAACCAAUGUAGAGAAUUUGUAAUUAAUGAUUUUACCUAUGACAUGAGGUUUUAUUAGAAUUAAAUAUUUAAGAUAAUAAUUUUAACUACUUUAAAAAUAAAAUUAAGAUGACAGCAGUUACAAUUUAACCUCAAAUAUAUUGAACUAAAUAAACCAAGUUUUCUAUAAUUUCUUUUACAAAAAAUUCAAUUCAAACCAUAGCAAAUAGGGUGGGUAUAUCUUUUAGGUUAGAAUGAAUUUUUCUUCGAUAGAAAAAUUUUUAAAAAGAAAAUCUGUAAAAUUUGGACUACCUUUCCUUCUGCUAGUUCUGGGCGGUUCUUUUGGUUUAAGAGAAUUCACACAACUACGUUAUCAGUUUUCAAGAAUUUCAAAGGUGAAUCCAGACGAAUUAAAAAAACACGGUAUUGAAAUGAAAAAGCCUGGCGAAGUAACUUUGGAGAGUGAAUAUGAAAAAAUAAAAAAUCUUGAUAUCGAUAACUGGGAGCAGGUUCGAGGGCCAAGGCCGUGGGAAGAGACAUCUAGUCAAUAAAUCUGUUUUAUAGUGUUAAUUUUUUAAUAAAUAGUAUGUUUUUACUUCUACGUCAUUUAUUACAAAAAAGUGAGGUUAAAACUGUUUGACAGGCGUCAAGCAAGGUCAGAUGUCCGAUUGAAAAAUUAAAAAAAAACUCAAAUUAGGUGUAUGUAUAAUUUAAAAUUACAUCACAAACCAACAUAAUUUUACAAUAAUUUUAAUAAACUAUAGACAGUAAUUAGCUACUAGGUACCUAAGCAUAAAGACAGCUUAUUUGUCUGGUUCGCAGGAGUCAAACAAGCCUUUGUUUCUGAUCUGGUUGAAUGCCUUUUCAAUAUCGUAGGUCCUAAAAUAUAAUUUUAUAUCGGAUGUAAGUACAAUAGAUAUACAUACUUGUAGAAUUCGCUGUAGGCCCUUUUACGUCCAUCAUUGUAGAACACCUUUUGAAGAACAGCGGCUGCAGUACAGAGCCCUAUGGCGAACACGAGGUUCCUCUUGAUUUGGCUUUGGAGAAGACCCCUCAUUUGAGGUUUGUUAGCUUUGCUUACAGCCCCGGA